AAAUUAUUUGCGGGUGUAGGUUUAUUUGGUACUGCUUGACAAUCAUAUGAACAAAUCUGGUAAUCUGAAACUUAUUUUCUGUAUUUAAACUUGAAUGUUUCACUGAAGACACAGACAACACUGAAGGUUGAAGGCGACCACUUCUAUUUACUCGAUAGAGGAAAUUUUCAUCAAGCUUUGAUUCGAUUUUACAGCUCCAAACCUCAUUAUUGAAAAGCCACUGAAUUUUUCAUACGGAGGAUAUUUACUGAGGAUAAUUCGCACACAGAGGCUAACCUUUCAAUGGCUAUUUGGGGAUCUGUUUCAUUUCAAGCUCAGUUCAGCCACGAAUUAAUUCAUUAGAUAUUGUAUGAUCCAUAGAACAGUGAGACCCGAGUCAUUGAAGGUGAUCUUUAUUCUUAUAUAAUUGUUGGACUGUUCUUAUUGCGAGUUAUUACUCGGCUGCAUGCAUGUGCUCGUUCAAACUGGAAGGAAUCGAAUGUGAAAAAAACGGAAAUACUGAAAAUUGUGACGUGCAGGAAUGUAGAAUCGGAUUGAUAGUUUAGUUGCGGCAGAGUUUGACAAGCAAUUAGGAAUGGAUACAUAAUUAAUCAAAACAAAGUGUCAAUUUAAAUCCAAGAGAGUUUUAAAAAUUAAUGAUACAAAGGUGUUAUUUGAAAUCCAGGAGAGUUUAAUUAAUUAGUUACGGCUAAAAGUGAUUUGAAAUCCCGGAGAAGAUUACAGAAAAUCUCAAGGCCAUAUCGCCGUUAUGCUGGACGAUCUGAGACGCGCUCUGCGCAUGGAGUCUCCCACUCCGCGCCUGAACGAAUCCAACUUGAAGAAAUUGUCCCGAGGCUUCAGGUCGUCUAAGAAGAGUCGUCUCUCUGCCGCCUCGGACGUUGAGUCCUGCAGCGUACAGGACGGCGUCCUGCCUGGGCGCUCAGUGUCGCUGUCCACCCUCCUGCCCUCCGGACCAUCAACAGGCAACCGCAGGCCCCGCGUGGACAAGCUCCAGACCGUCGAGGCGAAGAUGGCGAGCAUCGAGGUCUCGCUGGGGUCUCGUAAGCGGCGCGAGGUGUUGCUGGAGACGCUGCCUCGCGCGGCGCGGGAGCUGGUGCGCGAGCUGGACGUCAUGCAGCAAGCGCUGCACGACAAAGACAGCGCCAUCCAGGCCCUGAAGUGCCAAGUCACAGCUCUCGGUGGCAACGCAAACUUCGACCCUGCAGACGUCCGGAUUGCUGAUUCUUCGUCCGUAGUCCAGUUGGCACCAACGCUUCCGACUUUAUUGUCAGCCUCAGAACGAAAGCGAAUCGAAGAAAGAAUAUCGUCGAUCACGAAGGAAAUUGACUCGAAGCGAAUAGCAGUGAAGAAUCUCAAGUUGACUCUUGACAACCUGGAUACAACAGAGAACAUUGACGUUAGGAUCCGAGCCGCUGAAGUCGAGUACGAACUGGAGCGCGAGGAACUCAAUAUUUUGAACUUGAGAGAAGAGUCCACAAUUCUCGAGGCCCGACUUAAGGAACCAUCAAAAUAUUUGCCACCGCCGAACGUCAACUCAACUUUGAGAGCCGAAGAGUCGUGCAGUUCGUUGAACUCGUCACAAAUGUCCAGGUCGUCAUUCACAAGUGUUCCUCAUUCACCCCAGAGUACGCGACAUGUUGCCUGCGCCCUACACAAGACGCUAAACCAAGGCGCCGUUACGUCAUUAAAAGAUCUCCUGCAAGAUCCUGAGAUUCAAGGGCCAGUGAUCCCAACGCUCGUGUCGGUACGGGUGCUAUAUAACCCCUCGAACCCCUCUUUUAGGAUCAGCUGGCGCACACACUCCCCAGGAUGUAUAGUGAACUGGGCCACCGAUGAAACGCGACUCAAGCGGGGCGACAGGUUGCUGGAGGUGAACGGUCACAUGGUGCUGGGUGCCUCCAUGCAGGCUGUGCUGCAGCUCAUCGCUGCUCACGCCUUCAUGGACAUCGUCGUGCUCAGAAUUUUGGCAGCAAGCUCAGUGUCGCCCUCAAGUGGACCAGACAUUCAAUGCUCAAGUUCUCAACGACGAGCUGAGAGGCAAGUUGAGGACCGCUCCAGGGAACUCAGAGAGCUGCAAAUGAAGCUCGACCGAGCACUCAAGGAGAAGGAGACCGCCAAAAACGACGCAACGCGUCUCACGCACCGCAUCUCGUACCUCGAGGACCAAGUGGCAGAGUUCGAGGCCGCCGCUCAGCAUAAGAGCGAGGGCUCGCAGAGUUAUACUUCUCCGUCCUCGGUUUCAUCCUCGCCCGCGUUAUGUUUUUCGGGAGCCACGGUCAUCCAGGUGCACCAGCGAGGUCAGCAUCCUUUGGUUGCAACAAAUUCAAACUCAGAAAUUUCCUCUUCGGACGAUCUUUGCACCGAUCAUCCGUCGAUGUCACCAAAUGAUCUCUCUCGACCGAAUGUAAGUUUCCCAGGAUCAUCUCCACGACGCACCUCAUCCUCUUCAUCCAGCAAAUCCAGCACCCACAAUCCUUCGUGUGAUUCAUCUUCUUCUGGAUAUUCGUCCUAUCCAUCGCUAAGAACUAGCGCGGGUCUGGAAGUCAAACCUGCAAGUUCUGGGAAACAUUCGGAUGAGGUGGAAGAACGAGACCUGACACGACCAGCCUCCAAUACAGAACCCAGGAAGUCCAGAAGAGUGACAUCACCGAGACCUGAUUCACAAAUCACGACGGACAUGCACCCAGCGUCUCGAACCAAACCUGUGCCUCCUAAAAAGCCGGAACGUCUGAGCCUGCACAGAGCUACGAGUUUGCUGAGUGUGGAUCAGGUCAUUGCGAGCAGCUCGCGGUCUUUGAAACGUCGAGGUAAUGAAGAACGGAUGCGCUCUGCCAGUGCAUGGAAGUCUAUAGGGGAUGGUCUGAACGGAGACUACGUGGAAACUGACUGUGAAGUGUCAUCUCAAGUUUCUGGUAGAGUAAGUGUUUCAAGUUACAGAUCCGACGUGAUACACAAGAGAAGAUCUAGAACACACAGAGAAUAUGAAGUGAUUAGGACAAGCUCAACAAUUAAAGGUGACUCAUCAUACCGAAGACGUCAAUCUGAAAAUUUCAAGUCAUGCAUAAUCCCAGAAAACUCGAGCUCACGAAGGGAAAUAAUCUCAGAUAUUUCCAGGCCACGGGGCAAGGACGAAAAAUAUCCUCAUUUGAGAGAUAUCUGGUCUUCUGCUGCCAAGACCGAUUUUUUCAAACCAAGUUCUGACUCUGGCCCACACAAAAAUAAUUCUUUAACUCAAACUCAAUCCUCGGAUGGGAGUUCAUGCAACACAAGUAGAAAAUCGUACGACCCUGAAAUCGAUGAUAAUUUCAACGAAACGGUGUUUAGCGGCUCUUUUAUUGACGACCGAAGUCAAUCAGUAACCCCGACCAACUCCCCUACAAAAUUUUGUGCAUUAAAAAUUGAAAAACAGUGCAAUGGUGAAUUGCAACAAUGCAAAGCUAUAUCUGAGGAUUCUAAUCGCUUCGCACAGCAUUUAAAACAGACGCAACCUUUGCUUCCAUCUAUGUUAUACAAGCUAGAGGAAAAUGUUUCUCCAGUAAUAAAUCCGAAAUCUCAAACAUUAUCCUCCAUUCACAACCAGAGAAACCUCACCCGAGAUACCAACAACCGGUUAAAAAUAUCCCCAAAUGAUGGUCGGGACGGACGAGAGCUAAGGCCUCACAAACAAAGAAGUUCGACGUCGCUGAACCCUAUCAAAGCGAAAGAGAAUUACCCUGGUGACUGCUAUUCUUCAUAUGUUUUUGAUAAUUAUUCAUCACAUCAUGACUUAUUUUCAUCGUUGAAAAGACACACUGCUCGGAGUAACAAGGCUUCAUCAGACCAUGCCCCCGCCACGCCACUCACACCUCGCCAUAGUUCUGUUAUGAAGCUAGCGGGCGCUGCCAACGAUCCGGGCGACUGGUGCUGAGAGGCAGUGAUGCUUCAUCUUGGUUACAUAGCAUAAUACUAUAAUAGAUAACAAGCUUUAACUUCAUAUAUGUUUGGAUGUUUGUAUUAAUAAUAAUACUUCAUUAUUGUCACAAUCUAACUGAAAAUUAUGAUUUGGCUUGAUCAUCUAUGUCCUAUGACGUACGAGGCCGGAAACGCACAUUCAAAUUCCGUCAUUUAUAAGCACAGAAGAGGUUACUCUGGCAACUUAACUUAUAAUAAUAAUAAUAAUAAUAAUAGCGGUUU
Molecule: messenger RNA, 4173 nt
Organism: Hyalella azteca
Lineage: Eukaryota; Metazoa; Arthropoda; Malacostraca; Amphipoda; Hyalellidae
Gene: sprt
Exons: 12
Coding region: 749-3907 (1052 amino acids)
Molecular function (GO): protein binding
Source: RefSeq, a predicted model, not a curated record